This is a messenger RNA of Ctenocephalides felis (cat flea), 1989 nucleotides long. Its product is annotated as glutathione S-transferase C-terminal domain-containing protein homolog. Lineage: Eukaryota; Metazoa; Arthropoda; Insecta; Siphonaptera; Pulicidae. The coding region runs from base 25 to 1791 and encodes 588 amino acids. The transcript has a single exon. The record is from RefSeq and is a predicted model, not a curated record.
UAAUAAAAAUAUAUUUUUUUAACAAUGGCCAAACUUUAUAUUCAAGUUUUUGUUCAACAACAGGAACAUGAGUGUUUUAGCUAUCAUGUCACUUUGGAAUCAGUGAUUACACUGCUCACUUACAAAUAUUGCAAUUCCAAGAUAUUGUUAUAUUUUGCCAAGUCCUAUAGCACUGCCCCAACUCUAAGUUUUGGAAUAGACUUACUACAAUUUAAUUUUAAUUGGCUUAAUGAAACUAAUUUAGAACCAAUUGUUAAAUCAUGUGCCUUGCCAAUAAUUUUGAUUGGUUCAAGUGCUGUUGUGGCUGGUUUAUGUAGUGUGUGCAGAAAAAUAGUUAUGUUGUCACAACAAACAUGUGAACAAGAAAAUAUAGCAAAAUUGUUGGGAUUCAAAAAUGCAUGUCUUAUGUCUCCUAAUGAAGCAUCCAUGUGGACUAAAUUUUGUGAAAUUGAUAUGAUAAGUGCAUUAAAAUCAGUAAUUCAAUCAAUUGGUUGUAAUUUUAACAAUGGAUUGUUUUCAAUUCCAAAAGAUAUAGCUAGAUUUGAGCAUCAUUUAGGGCAACCUGUAAGGCUUCAUAAUAUAUAUAAGGUUGCCCAAGAUUUAUUGAAGGACAAAAAAAUUACAUCAGAAACAGUUCCAAGGAAUCUGACGAGUGGCUCAAACGCAAAAGUUGAUCAAUUUCCAUUAACUUAUAAGUAUGCAGAGGGAAUAGAAAUGACUCUUUCGGAUGUAAUCAUAUUCCCAUGUUUUUAUAUUCUAUUCCACUAUGUAAGUUUGCAAAUAUUGUCUGAAAAAAUGCCUCUGAUUAUUAAUUGGUAUAAACAAAUUUCAUUGGAGAAUGAUGGAUCUUUGAUGAAAUCUAUAAAAUUUCUGCAUAUUCCACAAAAUCCAUGUGAACCCAAUGCAACUCUUCUUCCUUCUGUUGAAGGGUACAGUUUAUAUAAAAGUAAUCCAAAGCACUACAAAUGUAGAAAUAAAAAUUAUACUAAACAGAAUGAUAUAGAUAAUGUAUUAAAACUCCUUGCAAACGUACCAUUAGAUAUUAAAAAAUCUGUAAAAGGAUCUUUUUAUACAAAGAACUUGGAUUGGAAUUCUCUUCCAUUCGAUGCACUUCCUGAGGGUGGACAUCUGCCAGAAAAGAGACGAGUGCGUAAAUUUCAGCAGCUAGAAAACCUUGCAAAAGCGGCUAUUGAAAUUGCCAAGCCUGGUGAUCAUAUUAUUGAUUUUUGUAGUGGAAGUGGUCAUUUAGGUAUAAUAAUAGCCUUCAUGCUGCCUCAAUGUCAUAUCUCUCUUUUAGAAAAUAAAGAAGAGUCUAUGAACAGAGCAAAGUCAAGAGUAUCUAAACUUGGUUUGAAUAAUGUUUCAUUUCUUCAGUGCAAUUUAGACUUCUUUAAAGGAGAAUUCCAAAUAGGAGUCUCCUUACAUGCAUGUGGAGUUGCUACAGAUUUAGUAAUGCAACAUUGCAUAGAAAGAGAGGCCAAAUUUAUAUGUUGCCCUUGUUGUUAUGGAAGUGUUCACCAAUGUCAUCAUUUAGAAUAUCCAAGAAGUAAGGUUUACAAAGAGCAUCUUAAACUACAUGAGUAUUUAAUUUUAGGUCAUGGCGCAGAUCAAACUCAUGAUGCUGAGAAUGCUAAAACUGCACAAGGUGAAAUAUGCAUGGAUUUUAUAGAUAAAGAUAGAAUAUUAUAUGCUCAGGAGUUCGGAUACAGUGUUAUUCUUCAGAAACUUGAUCCACCUACUUGUACACCAAAAAAUAAUUUACUGAUUGGCUUAAAGCAAAUGUUGGAGUAAUUGGCUAUAAUGUGAUAUUCAAGCUUGCACAGUGCCAAUAAUUUGAAAAAAGAGGAAUGAUAGUUUCUGGAAUAACAUACUAAAUUUAAUAUGUAGCAGAAAAUAUUUUUAGUAACAGGACAUAAAUUUUUAAAAUAUUUGGAUUUUAUAAAAUUGUUUGUAUGUAUUUUGAAAAUUCUAAAAUGUUAUAUUGAAAUA